Molecule: messenger RNA, 987 nt
Organism: Trypanosoma rangeli
Lineage: Eukaryota; Euglenozoa; Kinetoplastea; Trypanosomatida; Trypanosomatidae
Product: protein phosphatase 2C
Exons: 1
Coding region: 1-987 (328 amino acids)
Source: RefSeq, a predicted model, not a curated record
AUGUCGCGGGCGUUGUGCAGCUUGGGAAAGGAUAGUUUGUUUAGUUUUUACUGCCGUUGUGUGCAGUUUUUUCCUCAUCCGUCGAAGCAGGAAAGUGGUGGGGAGGAUGCCUUUCUUUCUUUGGUUGGGGUCCAAGCUGUAUUAGACGGGGUGAGCUGGUGGAAGGAACAUACUGCUGUGGAUGCGGGACUGUAUAGUGCGGCUCUUGCGCGAGCCAUGUAUGCUUACGUUGAGGAGGAAUUGUUGGGGGACAACCCACCUUCCUCUUUUGCGGUUUUACAGCGGGCGUACGAUAUUUGUAAGUCUGACGAGAUUGAAGGAACUGCAACAGCGUUGGUGGCAACACUUCAGACCCCAACUGCGGAUGAGGUUGCCUUAAUGGGCUUGCGAGAUAGGCAGAAGAAUUGUAUUUUAGAUGUCUGUAGUGUUGGGGAUUGUACUGCGCUGGUUGUUCGGCGAGGCAGGGUUGUUUUCAUGACGGAAGAACAAACACAUGACUUGGACUUUCCGUACCAGUUGGGGCGAGGUAGCAGUGACACGCCUUCUCGUGGACUGAAGUACCGUUUUCCCGUGGAGUGUGGUGAUUUACUUUUUCUGGGUAGCGAUGGUGUUUUUGAUAACGUUUUUCCAUGUCGUGCCGCGGAACUAGUGUGGUCACCACUCAAUGAAGUUUGCUCACGGCAUUCACCGGGAGUGCUGGCGACACCGCGGACAGGGAGACGGAUCGAGUUCUUUGAGGACUUGACGCGCGCCAUCGCGAAGGGCUCUGAGGAUGUUGUACGGGAGGCGCGAAACUGCGCGAGGGAACUUCAUGUUGACACCCCAUAUGCACGCAAGGCGGUGGCGGGCGGCGCCUACUACGAGGGCGGGAAACAGGACGACAUGACAUUUUUGGUUUCUAUCAUUGGCGAUAUGGACUCGGACUCCGGCGAACGCACCAUCCGCAGCGCCGUGAUAAACCCGUACCCGUACCGUGACUGGCCAUGA